This is a messenger RNA of Phacochoerus africanus (Common warthog), 817 nucleotides long. RefSeq lists its product as uncharacterized. The coding region runs from base 1 to 765 and encodes 254 amino acids. The record is from RefSeq and is a predicted model, not a curated record. The transcript is spliced from 4 exons. Lineage: Eukaryota; Metazoa; Chordata; Mammalia; Artiodactyla; Suidae.
AUGCCGGAGGGGGAUAGAGAGAUGGGAAAGUGCACGGACAGGGGGUUGGGGAAGAGAGAGAAAGGCGUCCAAGACCCCCGCGCCCCUGCGCUAGCGAAGCACCUCCGGGCGUCGUUUGACCCGCCCACAGGGGUGCGCAAUCGCGUCCCCAGGCGGAGGGCAAUGGGGGCGGUGAGAUGGGGGAGGGGAAGGGUCUCUGCGCUGAGGAUUCGCCGGCACUGCGCUGAACUCCGCGGCGGCCGCGCGUCGCUCCCGCUGUUCCUCCCGCUGCCGCGGCCUCUGUGGGCCUCCUUCACCCCAUUGGGAAGAGAGUUGUUAUUGCCCGCCGUUACCAUAGCAACUGCAGCCACGCGCUGGGAGCCGAGUCUGCGAACUAGGCCUGGCGCGCUCCUGGAUUCCCUUGGGUUUUGCCUGCUGCCUCCAGCGGAGACUGGAGAAAAUCAUGGAUUUCAUCUUCAUCAUCUGUCAUUGAAUGCAUUGUAUCCCCAAAUUCAUGUUUUGAAGCCCUCACCUCCAGCACCUCAGAAUGGGACUAUAUUUGGAGAUAAAGCCUUGAAAGAGGUAAUUAUUAAGUUGAAAAUGAGGCCAUUAAGGUGGGCCCUACUUCAACCCAACAGAUGUCCUUAUAAGAAGAGGAGCUUAAGACCUACAGAGAAACACCAAGGCUGUGCAUGUGCAGAAGAAAAAGGCCACAUGAGGACACAGCAAGGAGGCAGCCAUCUAACCAGCCAAGGACAGAGGCCUCAGGGAAAACCAACAGCUUGAUCAUAGGCUCCUAACCUCCAAAACAGAAAGUAAAUUUACAUUGUUUACAUCA